ACAUCCAACACUCCGCCGACACGUCUCAUCACCAUGGGCGACGAUUCCCAUGCACUUGCUUCGGGCGACACCAGGUUCCCUUCAAGCUCGACAUUACUCGUCGAGUGGCGGCAAUGAUGAUGACAGGCAGUCUUCUAGCAAGGAGGAGUCCGCGUCGCCAUCUAGUCUCACCACUGGUUUCGGCUUCCAAAGCCUGAGUGGCCUUUUUGAACAGCCGAAGCGAGGAAGGUACAGUACUACGCGUGGGUCGCAGCAACAGUCUGAUGCCGCAUCCUCGCCGGAAGUAUCCGAUCAUCUCGCGAAUUCUAGGAGUGAACAACCUCUAAGAGUUGCAGAGCCCUUUUUCAAUCGCAAUAAUCCAGUGACAAUGCAGGAUGAGGACCUAUCUCGCAUAGGAAGUUCUUUUUCGGCCGAUGCAAGACCUGCGGAGAUCAAUGCUGGGAGCAGCGAUGCGUCCACAUCGAAGGUCACAGAGGAAACAAACCCCGAUGGCUCUCUUCAUGCGGCGAGCAGUAUAACAACUCGGCGUCCAAUCAAAGACCAUGCAAAAGAUGAUGAAACGCCGACGGUCAUUGGAGAAGCCUUUCGAAGGCGCUUCGCCACGAGCGAUGACUCUGAAUCGUCCAAUCCUGGGCAUAGUCGCACUCGCCGUACAUUUAUAAACAGGCGACUGAGAGGUUUUUCCACGCAGGGUACCGAGAUACCUGUCGAGCCGAAACGCCCAAAUCCCUUUUUAGUUAUGUCGAGGACACAGGCUGGAAAACCUGGAGAUGAUAAGCGCAUGGCACCGCGGCACACUGUUUCGCCACAGCCCAAGAAUUCCUGGGGUUUCUCGAAGGGGUCCCAGGCGCAUGUCAAUUCUCUUCCGGAGCGGGAAACCAAUGUUGCUGUUUCGGACGGCAAGUCAAUUGAGUCCUUGGAAGGUUUACAACAAUCUAAGGAGGAUGCUGUUGCGACUAGCAAUUCAACAGCCACGCCUCCACAUCGACUAGCGACACACGCAAAGACCGAUCCCGGUCAUGUUGAGCGAAGCAGACCAACGAGCUCAGUCGAAACGAAGCCCCAGUUAACUCAUGUCACUGGGUCGGGAGAAGCGCAUAUGGUUGAUGUGGGAGCGAAGCGGGACACUCACCGGGUUGCAGUGGCCACGGCAUUCGUGAAGUUCAGAAAGCCGGAAACGCUACGGCUCAUUCAGGAAAAUAACAUGAAAAAAGGCGAUGUGCUGGGAAUCGCACGGAUCGCGGGUAUCAUGGCAGCCAAACGCACGUCCGACCUCAUACCACUGUGCCAUCCUCUGGCCAUCAGCAAAGUCGAAGUCCAUGUUACCGCCCAUGCACCUCGGGCAUUCCAAAGGAACGGCUGGCUACCUGGAAGCACAAAUGGUUUUAUUGCAAUACAAGCGCGCGUCGAUUGCGUAGGACCGACUGGCGUGGAAAUGGAAGCUCUCACGGCUGCAACAGCAGCAUCUCUGACCAUUUAUGAUAUGUGUAAGGCUGUUGACAAGGCUAUGACCAUUGUCUCAGCAAGAGUCGUGUACAAGUCCGGUGGGAGAAGCGGGCUGUAUGAGUAUGAGCCUUGGACUGCAGCGAUGGGAAGCGAGUGGUUCGCGGAGAAUGGCUUGGUAACGGAGUGGUCACCAGGAGGGCAAGACACUCCGCCGAUUAGCAAGCACGUAGUUGCUGCCCCAUCGAGAGCACGUCUCGCUUUAAAGCGGCGUAGGAAGAGGGCAUAGCAGGGCGCGUACGUCCAGCCCGUGGAGUCUGAUGCAUAGAAAGGUGGCUGAGAAUCAUGUCGAUGCACCCUCGGCGCUGUAAGCGGAUAUUUGUAGAUGGCGAUUCUGCG
Messenger RNA from Sphaerulina musiva SO2202, 1842 nucleotides. RefSeq names its product MoaC-domain-containing protein. The transcript has a single exon. NCBI's taxonomy places the organism in Eukaryota, Fungi, Ascomycota, Dothideomycetes, Mycosphaerellales, Mycosphaerellaceae. The coding region runs from base 50 to 1732 and encodes 560 amino acids. The record is from RefSeq and is a predicted model, not a curated record. Gene Ontology annotation, biological process: Mo-molybdopterin cofactor biosynthetic process.